GUGAGAUUCUUUUUCAUAAAUAAAGCUCAUGUAAAAGUGAGUUUGUAAAGGACAGAGCUGUGUUCCCUACUAAUGAAAUUUUAUUCUGUUCUCACAGAUUUCUGAAGUUGAGAAUGCUGGCUAGAAAUGACUCCUUAGUGACUGAAUUUAUUCUUGCUGGAUUAACAGACCGUUCAGAGCUCCAGCAACCCCUCUUUCACCUAUUUCUAGUGAUAUUUGUUGUCACCAUGGUGAGCAACCUGGGCUUGAUCAUUCUUAUUGGUCUAAAUUCUCACCUCCACACCCCCAUGUACUAUUUCCUCUUCAACCUGUCCUUCAUUGAUCUCUGUUACUCUUCUGUUUUCACCCCCAAGAUGCUGAUGAACUUUAUGUUCAGGGAGAAUACCAUCUCGUAUGUGGGGUGCAUGACUCAGCUGUUUUUCUUUCUCUUUUUUGUCAUCUCUGAGUGCUAUAUGUUGACCUCAAUGGCCUAUGAUCGUUAUGUGGCCAUCUGUAACCCCUUGCUGUAUACGGUCUCCAUGUCCCAUCAGGUCUGUUUGGUGCUCUCUUUGGCUGCAUAUGUGAUGGGGUUUGCUGGAGCGUCUGCACACACAGGGUGCAUGCUUAGACUAACCUUCUGCAAUGUGAAUGUCAUCAACCAUUACUUGUGUGACAUCCUCCCACUCCUCCAACUCUCUUGUACCAGCACCUAUGUCAAUGAGGUGGUAGUUCUCAUUGUCGUGGGUAUUAACAUCACAGUACCCAGUUUCACCAUCCUAAUUUCUUACCUCUUCAUCCUCACCAACAUUCUUCAUAUCAAAUCUUCUCAAGGAAGAUCGAAAGCCUUUAGUACCUGUAGCUCCCACAUGAUUGCUCUUUCUCUUUUUUUUGGUUCAGCGGCAUUCAUGUACCUUAAAUAUUCUUCUCCCAGUUCUAUGGAGCAGGGAAAAAUUUCUUCUGUCUUCUAUACUAAUGUGGUGCCCAUGCUCAAUCCUUUGAUUUAUAGUUUGAGAAACAAAGAUGUAAAAGUUGCACUGAGGAGAUUCGUAUUUAAAAUCCAGAGGAUAAACAUGUUCUAA
Messenger RNA from Bubalus bubalis (water buffalo), 1058 nucleotides. RefSeq names its product olfactory receptor 8B3. NCBI's taxonomy places the organism in Eukaryota, Metazoa, Chordata, Mammalia, Artiodactyla, Bovidae. Gene Ontology annotation, cellular component: membrane. The transcript has a single exon. Bases 114 to 1058 code for a protein of 314 amino acids. Gene Ontology annotation, biological process: G protein-coupled receptor signaling pathway; sensory perception of smell. Gene Ontology annotation, molecular function: odorant binding; olfactory receptor activity; G protein-coupled receptor activity. The record is from RefSeq and is a predicted model, not a curated record.